AUGCCCCUGAGAAUGAAUACGACUGACCACGAUCAGUUGCUCAAGUUUGUCCUGACUGAGUUCAACGAUGCGUUACUUCUCAACGAUGAGCGCAUAUUCCCUCUCGAUCCUAUGACUCUCAACAUAAACGCGAAGCAGGUCACCACCGAGGUGGAGCAGGAAGAGACGGCUGCGGAUUCCGAAGACGCCUCAAAUCCGAACAGACACCGGAGGAUACUGUUCCCCCUACAAUACGAGCAUACCAUCUUUCGCGCUGAGGAGCCUGAACUUUGGUGGCUUCAGUUCAAUGUGACGGGCUUGCCCUGGGGAGAGAACGCUGAGCCAAUCAAAUUGGGCCAGAAGAUUGUGCAGGUCUUGAUGCGCAAGGAGUACGAUGAGAACUUGAUCGGCGAAUACAUACUCUCCAUCGAAGACGUACAGGUCGUCUCCGUGAAGGACAAGUCGCAGCCGCCUAGGAUGAAGUGCGGCAAACUGGCCAUGAUGCGAACAACUUUUGACCCACGUGAAUGGGACGAGUACGGUAAAUUUGGCACGUUGUCGAGGGCCUGGAACGCUUUUGUUGGCAGAAUACAGGUUGGAAAGGAUGCCCUACUUCUCCCGCUCUUUGCACUGCUUGCGGCUAGCCUCGUCAUGGCACGUCGCCUGUUUCUGCAGAGACAGCAGGAAAAGCCUGGCACAGACUCUGAGGCCGAGACUGCUCUGUUGGGCCGAGAUGCGCCUCCGCCAUACGCAGACAUACCUGUGAUCAAGAUUGAAGAGUAUGAUUAG
This is a messenger RNA of Alternaria ventricosa, 768 nucleotides long. RefSeq lists its product as uncharacterized. The transcript is spliced from 2 exons. Lineage: Eukaryota; Fungi; Ascomycota; Dothideomycetes; Pleosporales; Pleosporaceae. The coding region runs from base 1 to 768 and encodes 255 amino acids. The record is from RefSeq and is a predicted model, not a curated record.